Molecule: messenger RNA, 700 nt
Organism: Mauremys mutica (yellowpond turtle)
Lineage: Eukaryota; Metazoa; Chordata; Testudines; Geoemydidae
Product: protein S100-A4-like
Exons: 3
Coding region: 232-537 (101 amino acids)
Cellular component (GO): cytoplasm
Molecular function (GO): calcium ion binding; transition metal ion binding
Source: RefSeq, a predicted model, not a curated record
AUGCUGGUAGCGUGCAGGAAGAGGGUUAUCGCUAAUAUGUGGCUUCUGAAGGUCUGAUUGGCCAUAAACACCUCCCGGCCAGGCCCAAGUCCUACAGGGUGCCCAAGUCACUGGAAAGACAAGACCCGAGCUGUGCGACGGGGUCACAGAUCCCCGUGUCUAGCUCCCUGGUCUGGCUGCACCCCGUUACCACCGGCUCCAGGAGGCUCCCAGAUUUGCUAGCGGUGCAGGAUGGCCCGGCCCCUGGAGCGGGCUCUGGACACGAUGGUCUCCACGUUCCACAAGUACUCUGGGAAGGAAGGCGAUAAAUUCAAACUCAACAAGGCUGAGCUCAAGGAGCUGGUCACGAAGGAGCUGCCCAGCUACAUCAGCAAACAAACGGAUGAAGCCAGCUUCCAACGGCUCAUGAACAACCUGGACAGCAACCGGGACAAGGAAGUGGAUUUCCAGGAGUACGCGACCUUCCUGGCCUGCGUCGCCAUGAUGUGCAAUGAGGACUUCCAGGACUUCCCUGACAAGAUGCCACGGAAGAUGUGAAGCCUGGCCCUGGAUGGCAGCGGGGAACAGACACCCAGAAACUCAGCUCCGGGGGCAAUAUCUGGGUUGCCUCCCUGCCGUUCCCUGCUGAUAGCGCCCGUCCCCUCCCACGGCCCCUGCAUUAGGAGUCUGGUGUGCUUUCAAUAAAGGCUGCUUUAAAGAC